CCGCUCAGAUAGGCCGGGAACAAAAGGAGGUACUAGCUGGGGCUCUCCUCUGAUGGAUGGUAGUCGCAGCGCGAUUCCCCAUGGGAUGGAAGCGGCAAGCGGACGACGAACCCACAGCUGCAGCUUGCACUGCAAUGGGGCCUAGAGGAGGUCGUAUGCUCUCACUCUCACACACACCAUCUUCUCGCCGCCUCUUUUAAUGAGGAGAAAAUGGUCUGCACUGCACAUUGAUCUGACCUUUCACUCUUUCGUCGCCGUCUUCGUCGACAUGUCGAGCACGAGCCUCUCUCUCUGUCCCUCUCUUCAAUGGGGAGAAUCAGAACUGACGCCCGCGCGUACUAUUACGUCAUCGCGCAUCUCACCGCUCUCCGCCAAACGCAGCCCCGCCUCACCACCAAGCAGGCGCCGAGGUCACAAGUCAAAUACGUACAUGCACCCGCCGUGUGUUUCUGUAGCACGCCUCGCAACAAGAACAAUGGACGCCAGAACCUCCCUUCCGUCGGGAAUACGGCGCUCCAACGGCGUACUUAUGUCGUCCCCGAAGCUUCAGCUGCUUGCAGGUCCCGUCGGAAGUGGAUCCAAAUGGAACCGACGAGGGUAGUGGAGAGUUUGCCGAUGGCAAGCGGAUCAAGGAAUCUUCGGACCUUUUGACAGUAUCUCGUCGUGCCGAAAUUCUAAAAUGAGAAGCACACCCUCCAGAACGCGCAGUGCAAUAUCUCGUAGGAAUUGUUUGCUUUCACUUGAGCAACGGCUACAUCGCAUCGAACGAC
Molecule: messenger RNA, 770 nt
Organism: Tilletiaria anomala UBC 951
Lineage: Eukaryota; Fungi; Basidiomycota; Exobasidiomycetes; Georgefischeriales; Tilletiariaceae
Exons: 2
Coding region: 200-601 (133 amino acids)
Source: RefSeq, a predicted model, not a curated record